AUGGAAGAUAAAAAGAAACAUGUCAAUGGACAUGCAGAAAGAAACAAAAAGCCGCCUGUACCUAACAUCAAGGUAUCCAAGCCGAACUCGACUUCAAAACAAGAGACAAACUACAUGAAACGAUUGGAGAACCAGACAACAACAAAGCUACGCCUUACUGGCUACAGAAAACACGGCCUCAAGUAUACAUUUCCGAAUGCUCCUUACUCGAGGAUUCCCUUACCUGUGAUACGAAAACGAUGGUUGAUAAUUUUAUUAUUUCAAUUGUACCCCAGGGCUGCUGUGUGUGUGGACAGAGUCUUUCCGUUACCGAGAAAGUUCUGGGUACACACCGAAAGACAAAGUCCACAGGUCGUACAAAGCUUGGUCAUCGUAGAGUUUGGUCUCAGUGUUUCACAGGUAGUCAACCUUGUUAACAAUCGCGUCGUCCUUGCCAAAGCAGAAGACGGUUCUAGUCUCUAUCCGAAAUUCUCUCAACGAGUUGUACAAACAUGCUCAGAUUUCAUUUGGCAAGAAGACCAACGUUUUUUCAUCCACAAUCACGUUUUUGAGAUGCCUCGUGGUUUGGAAUCACUCGAGGAACUUCAGGAUUACAUCUCAGAUAUGGCUUCAAAACCACUUCCAUUUGACAGACCUCUUUGGGAGGUUCAUAUAUUGACAGACUUUGGCGAUGUCCGAGACACUGUGUUGUUAUUCAGAAUGCAUCCUUGUCUCGUCGACGGAGUUUCUAUGGUAAAAAUCUUGUACAAAUCAAUCGCGGACGUGGAACCAGUAACAACUGUCCCGCCGAAAGUCGGUAAACAAAACUGUAUCGAUUCGAUUAAAUCAAUCUUUAAUGGACCAAUUAACUAUUUUCUCUGCUUCUCCUCAAGAAAUGAUUUCAAUCUCUUACAUGGUGAGCAUGUUCAACUUUCAGGUAAGAAAGUGAUCACAUGGUCUGAGCCGUUCAGUUUGUCGUCUGCUGUAAAAAUCAAGCAAGUGACACGAAGUACCCUUAACGAAGUGUUCAUGUCAGUGGCGGCCGGUAGCAUACGCAAUUACAUGAUCGUGAAUGGGGUACAAAACCCUUUUGAUAUACAAUCCAGCAUUCCGGUUUACUAUGGUGCAAAUAAACAUGCGUCUGGUGUGGGUAACGACGUAUUGAUGAUGAAAGUGACACUUCCCACGAACACCGAGGGCGUUGUCCCGCGUUUUGUGGCAAAUGAAACAACAAAUGGAUCAAAUCGUGAAUCAUCUAUGUUUGCUAUUACACGGCGGAUAUUUAAAGUAUCAUAUCAUAUUCUGUCUGAAUCUUUAUGGAAUAGGCUGUGGAUUUAUAUUCUCCGUAAGUGCACGUGCAUAGUGUCCUCCCUACCAGGACCGGAAAUUAAACUGCGCAUGUCAUCGAAGCAGAUCAAAACGAUUUUCUAUUGGUUUCCUCCUGUCCGCCAGGUGGCUCUUGCCAUAUCAUUCUUCACGUACGGAGACCAAAUCCAGAUGGCGGUGUCCUCCGACCAGGCCAUGCUUCCAAACCCAGACCUCCUCACCAAGGACUUUGUUUUCCAGAUGCAGGCACUCUAUGACCAGCUGGGUCAUCGCAGGGUACCAGGUGAGCAGCAUAACAAUCGGAAGUUCGACCCGACUCUCCUAAACACCGAAAUCAGGCCAGAAGAGACGGCCACAGAGCUGAAGAAGAAGAUGUCGUUGAUACACCAAGAGAUUAAGAACCUUCGGCACAAGCUGGACGCCCGCCGGCAGGACCACGUCGACGACGACCACAAGAUGAUGAAGAAGAUAGAGACGCUCAAGGAGCAGUUCCGAGAACUCCUAGUUGAGAUGCGCAAGCGCAAGGCUGCGGAAGCGGAAGUAGCCAUGAGUUUCUCCGAGGAGGACAGUGCGGACGACGACGACAUUGAGAUUCCCCGACGGCCGUUCCGUCGGCGAGCGAUGUCGGUGUCGUCCCGGAUGUCCACCGUAUCCAUCUCCUCCACUGUCCGCCCUCUGCCGGCGCCGACGCCCGCUAUGACGCCGGACUACAGUCCCGACUCUCCGCUCAUACCGGACAAACAGGUUCCCUACAGCGUAACGAAGGAGGAGCGGAAGUUCAACACCAUCCCCUAUGCCAGCCGAAGACCAUCAGGCAGCCGCCUGAAAAUGGAGGAUCUCGAAAUCAUCGAGUACCAGUACUCGCCUUCCUUUGAGCGCCGUUACAAGAGCCCGACUUGAUGUUUGCUGCGUGAUUCGGGUGUUGACACCAGCUUACAGCAGAGCCGAUUGUUCGUCGAGAUUGACUGGUUCUGUAGAGGUGCGUCUUAAUGUAGGAUACGUUAUGCGUUAAGCCCAGUUUUCCCAAAACACGGCUAGAAAGUGACACGUCAUUAUUGCUAGCACACACUGACGUCGAUGUUACGACCAGACUGAUUGGUGAUGCAGUGCUGCCGGAUACUCUCAGAGGCGUUAAAAAUCAGCGGAUGGUUGAUUGAUAAUAUUUACUAUAAGAUAUAUUAGGGCUGGCAAGUAACUGUUGAUAUCAGAGCUGGCUCCUACAUCCAUCAAUCAUGCCAUGGACGCGAACACUUUUUCAGCUUUUAGAAGAAUACAAAUUUCCUUCGAUAAUAGUAUUGGCGUUUGUGUGCAAUCGCCUUCAGUGAUUUAACUAAUACUAGCAUUACACGUUGUACUUACUAUGACAAUCAGCUUGAAAUUAUAUUAAAUACAAUGCCUCAUUACUCAAUAUUUACCAUUUUUGACAUUGACCUUUAGACUCACAUACAAUUGAUAACGUAUUGAACCGAGUACUACAAGAUAUUCGCGUUAGUUUUGUCACCU
Molecule: messenger RNA, 2808 nt
Organism: Dreissena polymorpha
Lineage: Eukaryota; Metazoa; Mollusca; Bivalvia; Myida; Dreissenidae
Biological process (GO): triglyceride biosynthetic process
Cellular component (GO): plasma membrane
Molecular function (GO): long-chain-alcohol O-fatty-acyltransferase activity; diacylglycerol O-acyltransferase activity
Source: RefSeq, a predicted model, not a curated record